Messenger RNA from Columba livia (rock pigeon), 759 nucleotides. RefSeq names its product adenylosuccinate lyase-like. Gene Ontology annotation, biological process: 'de novo' AMP biosynthetic process. The record is from RefSeq and is a predicted model, not a curated record. Lineage: Eukaryota; Metazoa; Chordata; Aves; Columbiformes; Columbidae. Gene Ontology annotation, molecular function: (S)-2-(5-amino-1-(5-phospho-D-ribosyl)imidazole-4-carboxamido) succinate lyase (fumarate-forming) activity; N6-(1,2-dicarboxyethyl)AMP AMP-lyase (fumarate-forming) activity. Gene Ontology annotation, cellular component: cytosol.
AUGGAAGGAGUUGUAACCAAACAGAAAAAUAAGAUGGAGCAUCCUGCAAAUUUACUAAGGGAAAAAGCCAGCUCGGCGGGAUUUAAGUGGGCUUAUAUGGACACUGGACCGACUCAUAGUUGCAAGAUGGAUAUUAAAAUUCCACUUGCAUGGGCCAAUCUGUUGAUAUCCACGCACAAGUUCUGUACUGACAUUUAUGUUCUGGCCAGUCUGAAGGAGACAAAUGAGCCUGCUGAAAGAAGGCAGGUUGAUUCAAGUGUCAUGUCCUGCAGAAAUAACCCAGUUUCAGAAAACAGCUGCAGCAGGGCUCAGCACCUGAUGCCUCUGGUUCUGGGUCACUUCCAAACAUCCUUUGUGCUGGGGCUUGAAAACAGUGCCAACAUGGCUGAGGUUUUCUGCAUAGCUGACAUAACUUUAAAUAUACUGCAUAGUAUCUCUGAGGGACUUGUGGUGUACCCAAACGUGAUUGGGAGGGGAAUUUGGCAGUAGCUACCAUUCAUGACCACAGAGAAUAUAAUCAUGACUAUGGUGAAAGUUCAGAGUUCUUGUCAGGAGUUCCAUGAGUUUUUUUGUCCUUUCCCAGAAUCCAACUGCUCUUAUAAGACAAAAAGUGAUGAUAAUGACUUCACUGUCCAUGUCUGUGCUGAUGCCACCCAAAGAGGAAAGAGAGAGAAACUAAGAGCAAGGUCUACACCACUGGACCUGGGUGCCAGAUUACAUUUAAAUCUAGUCCCUCACAGCCUGUAUCUAGAAGCUUGA